UUUUUUUUUUUCUGUGACUAUUAUUGUCAUAAACAAAAAGAUGCUGAGUAAUUCAACAGAUUACGCCAUUUUUUUCUUUUUCUCUUUCUUUUCCACCGUAAACAAAUGUAUCCUCCACAAACCACUGAAAAGGCAUUGACAGAAACUAUCCGAGUGGCAAUCGAUUGGGCCCUGGCUCACGGGCUCGUUGUACGACCUAUGCUUUCCGAGAACCAAGUCGAAAAUACGAACGCGACUGUCACUCAUGCCCCUUUUGCCCUGUAUCCUACUCCUUUUCCCCGCUCCCAGUUUGAACACGCAACCCAAUUACAACAACCUUGGAACUCUCUCAUUCACCGCAUGAGCAGAGACGAUGACCUCAUUGCUGAAACCAUGGAAACCUUAUCAAAGUUGGAUGAAUUCAUGAAUGGAUUAUAUCAAAUCUAUCUCCAAGUCAACAAGGAAGGCGUAGCUCAGACCGCGAGUUUAGGUAUUCACCGUAACGAUUAUCUGCUUCAUGCUAAAUCCGGCGCAGAUGCAAAGACUGCUAAAAUUCAACAAGUCGAAUUCAAUACGAUUGCCGCCAGUUUUGGCAGUCUGAGUACGCGCACAACUCAACUUCAUCGUUUCCUUUUAGCUUCUGUAAAGGGAUAUGCAGGAGAUCAAAUCUCAAUGGAUCAACUACCUCAAAAUAAAGCCAUUCAGUCCAUUGCUCAUGGCUUGGCAACUGCAUGGAAACACUAUGGCAACCCCAAUGCUCGUGUGGUCAUGAUUGUUCAGCCUGGAGAACGUAACGCCUUUGACCAACGCUGGAUCGAAUAUACCCUUUUGGAAGAACAUGGCAUCUUGCUUUCGAGACUCUCACUUUCAGAUAUAAAUAGUCGUGCUACACUGAGUCCUGACAACAAGGGGCUGCUUAUUGAUGGAUACGAAGUUGCUGUAACCUAUUUCCGUGCAGGUUAUGGACCUGAAGAUUAUCCCACCCAAAAGGAGUGGGAUGCUCGAUUAUUGAUUGAACAGUCCUUUUCGAUCAAAUGUCCUACUGUAGCCUAUCAAUUAGUGGGCAGUAAGAAAGUACAGCAAGUGUUGGCUGUUCCGGGUCGAUUGGAGCGUUAUGUGGAUACGGAGACGGCUGACAAGAUGCGAUCCUCAUUUGCGGGUUUAUAUCCAUUGGACGAAUCGCCGGAAGGAAUGGCUGCUUACGAAUUAGCUUUGAAGCACAGUGAAGAUUUAGUCAUGAAACCUCAACGUGAAGGCGGAGGAAAUAAUAUCUAUGGUAAUGAUAUCUUGCUUCAGCUAAAGAAAUUAUCUCCCACUGAGCGUAAUGCUUAUAUCUUGAUGGAUUUAAUCAAGAGUCCUCCCUUGGAUAAUCUCAUGAUCCGUGAAGGACGUACUAUUACCGGACAAGUUGUGAGUGAGCUUGGUAUUUAUGGUACCUACCUAGCUGACGGGGAUAGAGAGAUUUUAAAUGAAGCAGGUGGACACUUGUUACGUACCAAGGCAACAACUACGCUGGAAGGCGGUGUUGCUGCUGGUUUUGCUGUCAUUGAUAGCCCCUUGCUUGUCUAAAUUAUUUUCUGUGCCACCAACAAACAUGUCAAUCUUUGUGACCCUAAAUAUAAAAAAAGCCCUUUUUUUCACCACACAUAUCUGAACUGCAAUAAAAAAUUAAUCAAUAAGACUGCUUUUAGCAGCGAAAUUAA
Molecule: messenger RNA, 1682 nt
Organism: Mucor mucedo
Lineage: Eukaryota; Fungi; Mucoromycota; Mucoromycetes; Mucorales; Mucoraceae
Product: glutathione synthetase
Exons: 9
Coding region: 106-1548 (480 amino acids)
Biological process (GO): glutathione biosynthetic process
Cellular component (GO): cytosol
Molecular function (GO): glutathione binding; glutathione synthase activity; ATP binding
Source: RefSeq, a predicted model, not a curated record